Merops nubicus (carmine bee-eater) is the source of this 764-nucleotide messenger RNA. RefSeq names its product asparaginase like 1 (gene ASRGL1). The record is from RefSeq and is a predicted model, not a curated record. The annotation marks the transcript as partial. Lineage: Eukaryota; Metazoa; Chordata; Aves; Coraciiformes; Meropidae. Gene Ontology annotation, molecular function: asparaginase activity. The transcript has 5 exons.
GUUGUGGAUCUGUUCUGAAUGAAAAAGGUGAAGUAGAAAUGGAUGCCAUUAUCAUGGAUGGAAGAAAUCUAGACUCUGGAGCAGUAUCUGCAGUUAAAUGUAUAGCAAACCCCAUAAAACUCGCUCGGCUUGUCAUGGAAAAGACGAAGCACAUGCUGCUGACUGACCGUGGUGCACAACUGUUUGCUCAGGCCAUGGGUGUUCCUGAGACUCCAGGGGAGAAACUCAUAACCGAGAGAUCCCGGGAGAGAUGGAAGAAGAACCUUGAGCCAGAUUCCAACCCUGAGGAGUUUCAGAAAGACCUUGGAACAGUCGGUGCUGUUGCUAUAGACAGUGAAGGAAAUGUAGCUUGUGCAACAUCCACUGGAGGACUCUCUAACAAGCUGAUUGGCCGUGUUGGUGACACAGCGUGCAUAGGAAGCGGAGGUUAUGCUGAUAACCGUUCUGGUGCCACGUCAACCACAGGGCACGGGGAGAGCAUUAUGAAAGUGGUCUUAGCCCGGCUGAUCCUCUAUCACAUGGAGCAAGGAAUGUCACCAGAGACAGCUGCUGACACUGCGUUAGACUACAUGAAGACACGGGUUGGGGGCUUGGGUGGUGUCAUUGUUGUUAACAAUUCGGGAGAGUGGGCAGCAAGAUUCUCCACCAGGCAGAUGUCCUGGGCUACUGUAAAGGAUGACCAGCUGCAUUAUGGGAUUUAUGCUGGAGAGAGACAUACAAAAUCUGUUGAUGAAGCACUUGCAUCUGAAUGUGAGGGAUUCUGA